Nannospalax galili (Upper Galilee mountains blind mole rat) is the source of this 1552-nucleotide messenger RNA. RefSeq names its product coiled-coil domain containing 190 (gene Ccdc190). Lineage: Eukaryota; Metazoa; Chordata; Mammalia; Rodentia; Spalacidae. The coding region runs from base 124 to 1035 and encodes 303 amino acids. The record is from RefSeq and is a predicted model, not a curated record. The transcript is spliced from 4 exons.
GCCAUAGCAAAAGAAAGAACGUUUUCAUGGUGAGAGCCUAGGUUUGCCGGGGCCAGCAUCUUGGCCUUGCUCUUUCAGAUUGUUGUGGUACCUGGAAGACUCUUGUUUUUACAUCUGCGACCCAUGAAGAGGACAGACAGAAACAUGGUGAGGGGACCACUGUAUAAGCAGUUCGACUUGGAGAGGAAGAAUGCCAGGCAGGCUGAGGCCAGACUCAGCCUUAGUCUGCAAAGGCUGGAGGACAUCUGCCUUUACCACAUGAAAUCACUGGCCAGGGAGCAGAGACAGCUCCAGAAAGAGCUACAGAGGCUGCAGCAAGAUAUCACCAAGAAAAAGUUCUCCUCCUAUUUGAGUAGUGGGAUUCAGACGAGGCCAAAAGAUGUUCUCACUUCUUCACCACAGAGCAGGCAGAGGCAUGUAGUCUCGGAGCCUAAAAUGAGAGCACUGGCAACCAACAUGACCCAAGAAAUAAAAGCUAAAACCCAGGUGCCCCCUCUACAUGCUGCUGACAUCAAAGACCCCAUGAGGAACCAAGAGCACCUGGGAUUUCAAAAUGACAGAACUGGCUGCUUCACAGAAGAGAACCCACAAGCCCAGGAGAAAGAGUCUGCAAAUCCUCCUGAGGGCACAGACCCCACCCAGGACAUCUCUGUCCCAUGUUACAGUCAAGAGGUUUCCACCAACACAGAAGAUGGCCCCACGUCCAGCCUAGCUGGCAAGUGUGGAUCAGCAUCUGCUGACGAGACCGGGUCAAAAGAUGUUGAUCUGAAACCAUCGGGGGAUGCUGGGGAACAAAAUCUCCCAAGCUCUGUGGAAUGUUCAGGAGGCUUCAAAGGUGAAUCCACAAAACUAACCUUCUUGGAGUUGUUUGAAAAAGCCAAAAAUGCCCACUAUCUCCGGCACAGGGUGCCCCCUGAAUCUGAGAGACUACUUAGCAUUGGGGAGAUAUUCGGACAUGGAGAUUUCUCACUGCCCAGAGCAGGACAGGAUUGUGAAAGUAGUACCAUCCUCAAUUUUUCCUCUCUAGCUAUUUAGUGCAGCCAGACAGCACAUAUCUCAUAAUCACUAAGGAAAUAUGCUACUCAAAUAUCACCAAUAACAAUACACAGAAAUAAACAGAAACGCACGACAAUUUUCUUUUACAUCCACAGGGCUCCCUGACCUUUCUAUGUCUUUCUCUUACCAAACAAGGUUCAUGUAAAAAUGAAGAAACAAAUCUUCUGAAAAUAUUUAAAUUAUAAACAUGUGUUUUUAAAGGCAUCAAAAAUAUGCAUCUACAUAGAUGAUUGGGCUUGGCUUGAAGUGGAAAGUCUUGUUUGUUUGAUAGUUCAUCUCUCAUAGGAGAUGCCUGUAGAGUCACCUGCUGGAAAAAUGGCAUCGCAAUUCUUGUUUUCCUUUGAUUUUCAGUGAGCAUGGGAACCCAAUGGAAAUUAUGUGCAGCAACACUGUCUCCAAAUAAAACCGCUUCUUUACAGAGUCUGUACUCCUUUAUGAUGCUCUUCCCUCUGUCCUUCCCGUCCUCUUUCCUUCGUUUUCUCUUUUCCUCCUUCCC